Arabidopsis thaliana (thale cress) is the source of this 1912-nucleotide messenger RNA. RefSeq names its product S-adenosyl-L-methionine-dependent methyltransferases superfamily protein. NCBI's taxonomy places the organism in Eukaryota, Viridiplantae, Streptophyta, Magnoliopsida, Brassicales, Brassicaceae. The record is from RefSeq and is marked reviewed. Gene Ontology annotation, molecular function: S-adenosylmethionine-dependent methyltransferase activity. The transcript has 8 exons. The coding region runs from base 185 to 1138 and encodes 317 amino acids.
UUGUAAAAAGUAAAGAAAAGCCCCAAACAGAGAGAAACGACCACGUAAGAGUGGUUUGGAUCACUAAACUCGAAUCGUCAUCUUCAUCGAUCGAUAUGCGACACAUCAUCUUCAUCGUCAUGUUCUGUCUUGCAAAGUUCAAACCUUUUUACAAAUCAGACAAAACCCAACAAUUAAUGAAACAAUGUCAAAAACGGCUAAUUUUCUCAGCCUGAGAUCCAAUCCUCUACCUCCGAUUUUCUCCUCCACCGGAAACUCUCCUUUCCUCCGAGCUUCCUCGGCUCUGAAUCUUCCGACAACUGCUUCGAAACCUUUCCACAGUUGGAUUCGUGCUUCUUCACGUCGCCGGUUGGUUCUCGGUGGUUUUGGCGGCGCUUCUUUGUGGAUGAACAACAAUAUGUCCGGUAAAUUUGGCGGUAAAUCUUUCAUUGCUUCCGCUAGGCAGACCAAUCCUUCUCCCGUCGAACAGGCGUUGAAUAAGGUGGAUUGGCCAGAGACUUUCCCUUUCAAAGAAGAAGAUUUCCAGAGAUACGAUGAGUCGUCUGAUUCAACAUUCUACGAAGCUCCAAGGUUUGUGACACACAUUGAUGAUCCAGCUAUAGCUGCAUUGACAAAGUAUUACUCCAAGGUUUUGCCUCAGAGCGAUACUCCAGGAGUGAGCAUACUCGAUAUGUGUAGCAGUUGGGUCAGUCAUUAUCCACCGGGGUAUAGGCAAGAACGAAUAGUUGGAAUGGGUAUGAAUGAAGAAGAGCUUAAGCGAAAUCCGGUUCUCACCGAGUACAUAGUCCAAGACUUAAAUCUCAAUUCAAAUCUGCCUUUUGAAGACAAUUCUUUCCAAGUUAUAACCAAUGUGGUAAGUGUGGAUUAUCUUACAAAGCCGCUUGAAGUGUUCAAGGAAAUGAACAGAAUCCUUAAGCCCGGAGGACUCGCUCUAAUGAGCUUCUCGAACCGUUGCUUCUUUACUAAAGCAAUCUCGAUAUGGACAUCAACUGGCGACGCAGAUCAUGCUCUCAUUGUUGGAUCAUACUUUCACUACGCCGGAGGAUUUGAAGCUCCUCAGGCCGUUGAUAUAUCUCCAAAUCCAGGGCGUUCAGAUCCUAUGUACGUUGUUUACUCUAGAAAACUCCCCAUGGUUUAAACCUGAGAUCCAAGCACAUCAUGUAUACACAUAGUAGAGACCGAGGAAACUAAUUCUUCGAUUAAGACAAGGGAACUUCUGAAAUCUUGUUUAUAAAGAAUGUGCCACUCUCUCAACACUAAUAACAAUGUCAUAUAAAGAAUCUGAAGCCAGAUUCGCAAAUUUGACGAUAAUACUUUUCUUCGAGAACUGGAUUCUCUUUUCACAGAUCAUGGAGCCAACACUUCAACUCAAGAGAAACAUGUCCUGGAAUCCCAUCAACGGUUCUUCUUACAAUGGCUCUGUGGUAUUGAGGUGGGCCAUGAGGAGCAUUCAAGUAUUUGAAACUAAUGUAGAAGAUUGCAUUCCCAGCCAUCAACUUUUCAUUUGACUCCACAGCUUCACGAGUCUCUACAAUGACCUUCAUUAUCUGCAGCGGCACAGACUCGAGCCUCAUGUCUCCUUCCCACAUCGAGUAUAAUGCGAUUUCAGUGUAUAGAUUAAGCCAGUUGUGUUCUCGGAUCUCUGAUUCUUGCACCUCAUAAAACUGAUCUUACUCACUGCAUGGCAUCAAAAUAUCAUCCGAUAUCCACUUAGGUAGAUAGCCUUUGUAGAAACCAUCAAUAGCUUCGUCAUUCCAUCGCUUUGUUCUCCAGUACCUUUUUACAACAUUUUCCAGCAUCAGCAACAUUAUGAUAACAAAAAGAACAAUCAACUAAUCAAAACCAUAAAGCAAUUCACCUUGAAUCUUUGGUUUAAUUCUACAGACUUCAGUCAGUAUCCUCAGGUCUUCAU